UUCCAUCUCUCUCUCUCUCUCUCACACACACACACACACACACACAGACACACACUUCCUGUUCUCUUGUCUCUCUGUCUAUAUAUCCGACACCACUCCUUCACAUCAAACAGUUGGGAUCAAAAGCUUGAUCAACAACACAACAAAAAACCAGAUAUAUCACUGAACAGGAAUAAUAAUGAGGAAGCCUGCAGACGCAUCCGCCGCCGGCAAGAAUAGCCACCCCAUUGACGGCGCUCAGAAGCUACGGAAGGGGCUGUGGUCGCCCGAGGAAGACGAGAAGCUCAUGAGGUACAUGCUGACAAAUGGGCAGGGAUGCUGGAGCGACGUCGCUAGAAACGCCGGCCUCCAGCGGUGCGGCAAGAGCUGCCGCCUCCGGUGGAUCAACUAUCUCCGGCCGGAUCUUAAGCGCGGCGCCUUCUCGCCGCAGGAGGAAGAGCUCAUCAUCCACCUGCAUUCAAUUCUUGGCAACAGAUGGUCUCAGAUUGCGGCACGUUUGCCUGGGCGUACCGAUAACGAAAUAAAGAACUUUUGGAACUCAACAGUAAAGAAAAGACUCAAGACUUCAUCAUCUUCUUCGAUAAUAUCGCCAAACACGAGCGAUUCAUCGAUAGACCCUAUAGACCAUCAAGGCAUGGGAGAUCAUCAAGGGCUCCUCGUGACCAUGCAAGAAAACAACAUCAUCAUGGCUAUGUUCAUGGACUCAUCAUCAUCAUCAUCCUCUACUUCAGUUAACCUAUCAUCAUCAUCAUCUUCGUCUUUAUCCACCAUGCAUCACACUCCCACAAUCAGCACCGUGAAUGUCCAUCCCUUUCCAACCCUCCACCACAUGAACCCUAAUUACAUGCCUCCGAGCGAAGGGUUGUACUCCAACGUACAACCCUACACUGCACAAGUCGAGAUUGGGAACGAAAGUAGUGCGUAUAGGUAUAACAACGCGAUCUUUGGUGGUGAUGGCAAUGUCUGCAUGGAAGGGCAUCAUCAUAUCUUUGACAUUCCACCCCUAGCGAGCACAAACACCAUCGAAGAAAAAUCAAAUACCAAAAAUUUAGUUGAGCUUAGGAGUGGAAGUAGCAAUAACAUUGUUCAUAACAUGAACAACAUAGUACUCAACCAAUGUAACAACAACAUUAACAACAUGAUCAAAGUGGAAAAUGAGGAGGGUUUUGGGGGUUAUUGGGAAGGAGAACAAGAACUAAGAGUGGAGGAAGAAUAUUGGGAUUUGGAGGAAUUGAUGAAAGAUGUUCCUUCCUUUCCUUUUCUUGACUUCCAAGUUCAAUAACCUUUUACCCUCCCCACCAUACAUAUCUUUGUCCUAUUUCUUACAAUCCCAUGAAUUUGUAGUGGUCCGAUUCUCGUCCUCUAGGAAAAUAUUAUUCGAAUCAGGUCUAAACGAUUUUAUCAAAUCAAUUACAUCACAAAUGUUAUUGUACUUAUUAUAUAUAAUUAGUCACGUAUAAUCAAUACACAUGUAAUCCAACUGAGUUCGGACUAGCUAGAAUUUCCCUUUGUUUUGUAUAGAUUUGUUGAGAAAGUUUUAGUUAUUGCUGUGAGGUGCAGUAAAAGUGUACCUAGUCUAGUGAUUUUCUGUUAUUCCAAGGUGGCUGUAAAAGUUGCAAAUAAUCAUAGUUGAUAAGACCAUGUAAGUUGUCGGCAGAACAGUUAGGAUUAGUUAGAGAAAUGUACUCAUUGUGUUGAUUAAAAUGUCAAAAAUAGCUAAAUAAAGUCCUAACUAGUGGGCUAUAUCAUGUAAUUAUGAUAUAAACGUUGAUGAUCAUGUAUUUUACUUUACUCUCUCCUCCAAUUU
Messenger RNA from Sesamum indicum (sesame), 1807 nucleotides. RefSeq names its product transcription factor MYB83. The record is from RefSeq and is a predicted model, not a curated record. Lineage: Eukaryota; Viridiplantae; Streptophyta; Magnoliopsida; Lamiales; Pedaliaceae.